UCAGUUACACUAGUUUGGUCUCCUUAUGUCUAUUCUCCAUGGUCAACUGUUUUUAUUUGAUAUUUUGUGGCCAAGAUUUGACACUACAAUGUGACUAUACACAAUUAAGUUGAUACUUUGAUAAAAGUCUCAAUUUUGAAGCUAUUGUACUAAUAAUCGUGUAGCGAAUAUAAAUAUUAUCAGUACAACGGAAAUACUACUUAAAGGGUUCGAAUGUUUGGAAUUUUUAUAAAUAAUCAGUUUUGUAUGCAUGUAUUUGAAGCAGCUUUAGUCUUUUUAUUAUUAAUAUUUGAAUUUUCCUUUGAUGCUACAAUGGAAAUCAAUCAAGAUUCAAGAAGUUAUGAAGAUGCUUGUUCAUCGGUUCGCAAUUUUUCUAAUUUAUGUUACAAGAUCUUGACUUUAGAGGAGGAAAAUUCAGCUUAUUCACCCUUAAGCUUGCAUUUAAUUUUAUCAUUGCUUUCGCAUGGAGCUAGAAAAGGAACGGCUAGUGUUUUAAAGACACGACUAUUCCAUCCGGAAACAGAUAUGCUGACUGGAUUUAAAUAUCUGAUUUCUUCGUUGAUUAACCUCACAGAUCUGGAAUUCAAUGUGGCUAACACGAUUUACAUUCAAGAUGAAAUACAAUUGAUCCCAGAAUUUGUAUUAACCAGCGCAGAAAUAUUUGGAGCUGAUGUUUCACAUGUUAAUUUUAAGGAAGCCUUAAAUACAGUCAAACAAAUCAACUCUUGGGUCGCUACGAAAACAGGGAAUAAAAUACAGGACAUAAUAACAUUAGAUGAUAUACACGAAGAUACUCGCAUUGUGAUCAUUAAUGCCAUAUACUUCAAAAGCUUCUGGCUAAACAAGUUCGAUGCUCACGUAACUACCACGCAAGAUUUUCGUAAUAUACAUAAUAAAGUGAAACACGUUUCCAUGAUGUUUAAGAGUUCGAACUUCUCUCAUGGUAUUUUAAAAGAAUUUAACACCAGGGUCCUAGAAAUUCCAUAUAAGAAUCAAGAUUUCAAAAUGAUGAUACUUUUACCAAAUGAUGUCGAUGGUUUACGAUCCUUGGAGCAGAAAUUAGAUUGGAAUGCAAUUUCAAAUGUUCACCUGCGUCGGUCCAAAGUGGAACUCUUUUUACCUAAAUUUAAAGUUGACGUUAAACUUGAUUUAAAGCCGUCUCUUGAAAAGAUGGGAAUGAGCACUAUAUUUCGAGAUGAGGCAGAUUUUAGUGGCAUAUCAAAAACCCCACUAAAGGUGAGCCAAGUUGUGCAGAAAGUUUUCAUUGAAGUUGAUGAGGAAGGCUCCGAAGCUGCAGUAGCGACAGGUGUUCAAAUGAGAUUACGCAGAUGCCUGAGCGAAGACCCUGAGGAGUUCAGGGUUGAUCGACCAUUUAUAUUUGUUAUUUAUUGUAAACCAGCUAACGUUCCUCUGUUUUUCGGUAGUGUGCGUGAUAUCGGCGUACCUGCUAAAAAGGAUGAAUUGUAACAAAACUAAGAAAUCAAGUAUUUAUGCACAAAUAUUUAUAACAGUAUUUAAAAUAUAUGUAAAAUAUUGUUAUAGUAUAUUUUUAUGCUUUUAAAAUUUUGCGCGCUCCGUUUAAUGUAUGAGUCCCGAAGAGUUUUAGGAAUAUAGAAUUGUAUGUUUUACUUAGUUUUUUCACACUGAAUGUAUAUUUUUAAUAAAGUACAUGCUAUUUUUAACGUAAA
Belonocnema kinseyi is the source of this 1688-nucleotide messenger RNA. Its product is annotated as ovalbumin-related protein X-like. Gene Ontology annotation, molecular function: serine-type endopeptidase inhibitor activity. The record is from RefSeq and is a predicted model, not a curated record. Bases 214 to 1467 code for a protein of 417 amino acids. The transcript has 8 exons. Lineage: Eukaryota; Metazoa; Arthropoda; Insecta; Hymenoptera; Cynipidae.